AUGGAUCUUUCACGAGACGCUCCCAGUGUAUUUGGGGCUGGCACCAGUGGUGGGGGUGGGGGUGCUUUCAGCAGUGGAAGUGGAGGGGUGGCACAGACAGGUUUUGGAGGAUUCAGCCAGCAACAACAACAAAAUAAACCACCAGGUGGGUUUGGUGCUUCUCCCACUUUUGGUGGAGCUGCUUCCUUUGGAGGACGACCUGCCUUUGGAAGUCCCCCUGCAUUUGGCAGCAGCAGUGUCUUUGGUGGAGGUGCUACAUUCAGCAGUCCUGUAGGUGGCAGCACAUUUGGGUCCUCCCAGACAGCCCAGGGUGGAGGUUUUGCUGCGUUUGCCAAUGCUGGAAGUAGCCCUACAUUUGGAGCCCUGGCCCAGGGGGGGAACACCCCAAGUUUUGGAAGUGCUGCCCAAUCCCAAGCUGCACCCACAUUUGGUGGGUUUGGAAGCCCUCAGGGGCAGCAACAAACAUCCCCCAAUUUUUCUGGAUGGCGCUAAAUGUGAGGUUUUUUAGAACAAGCCUAGAACUUUAUGAAAAGACCAAAGCAAGACUUGAUGGAAAGCAAAAGAAUGAUUUUAAGGAAGCAUAAUCAUAUAUUGUGGAAUUGAAUUAAUAAGAGUCAUUCAGCAAAAAAAAAAAAAAAAAA
This is a messenger RNA of Lingula anatina, 641 nucleotides long. RefSeq lists its product as uncharacterized. Gene Ontology annotation, biological process: RNA export from nucleus; protein import into nucleus. Gene Ontology annotation, cellular component: nuclear pore. Lineage: Eukaryota; Metazoa; Brachiopoda; Lingulata; Lingulida; Lingulidae. The record is from RefSeq and is a predicted model, not a curated record. Gene Ontology annotation, molecular function: structural constituent of nuclear pore; protein binding.